CCGCCCCCUCUGCUCUUCCCACUGGCCUCGUUUUUCCUCCUCCGAGCUCAAACUCCCGCUCACACACUGACUCCUGCGCCUCUGAGGGGAAACUGUCAGCGCGCUUUUCCACACUAGCCUAGAGGGGAAAAUGGGGGAAGUCCGAGUCCCAACACAGAUCUUUCUGUGGAGCUUAUCCGUCGUGUAUUUAUUCGCCUUUGCAUCCAUCUACAUCCAAGCGCCAGGUCUUUUUGGGGAUGAAGGCUUAGUGCCUGUGCGUCUCCAGGUGGCCGGUGUGCAGAGUCCUCUGCUGGAGCAGCUGCAGGCCUCCCCGUCCCUCCUGUGGCUGGGGCCAACCCUGGGCCUCGAGCCCCAGCAGGCCUUGGAAAUCAUUAGCCUGCUGGGGGUGCUGCUGAGCCUGGGAGCCGUACUGCUGGGAGCGCUCAGAGACAGCCUGGUCUACCUCUGCCUCUGGGCCCUUUACCUCUCCCUGUACACUGUUGGGGGAGACUUCCUUCACUCUGAGUGGGACAACCUGCUGUUGGAGGCGGGGUUUCUGGCCGUCCUGGUAGCCCCGUGUGCCUUACUGCGAAGAAUCUCCUCGUCCGGCCACAGUGACCCUGUGACCUUUUGGUUGACCCGCUGGCUGUUCUUCAGGCUUGUGCUUUGUACAGGAGUGAGCAAGCUAGCCAGCGGCGACCCCUCCUGGUGGGACCUCACAGCGCUGAGUCGGCAUUAUGAGACCCAAGCCAGCCCCACCCCUUUGGCCUGGUACGCCCACCAGCUCCCUGAUUGGCUGUCCAAGCUCGGAGCGGUUUACGUGCUGACGGCUGAGAUUACCGUUCCCCUGCUGAUGUUCUUCGCGCCUGUGCGCGGCUUGAGGAUCGGCGCUUUUUAUGUCCAGGUGUUUCUCCAGCUGUGCUUCAUCCUCCUGGGUGGUUUCAGCCUGUUGCACCUGCUGACCAUCGCACUGAGCUUCUCUCUCCUGGAUGAUGAUCACUUCAGCUGCCACAAGAAAAAGACUAAGACUAAGACUUGGAGCCAGUUUUUGGUCUCGUGUCUGUCUUUUCUGGUGAAGCUGGCUGUCUUCUUCCUUAUUUUGUUCAGUGCCGUAAAGCUCUUCAAACUGGAGAUCAACUGGGAGAAGAAGAUUGUAGCAUCGAAAAUAACCUUCUCUCAUAAGGGCUUUGAGGAGUUUGUCGAACAAAUCCAGGUUCCAACCAUUUGGGUGGGCGUGCUUUCUCUGACUUGGGAAGUGGUGGCUGCUUUGCUCAAGUGUGUAUGUGCUCGAGGCAUCCUGAACAAGUUCUUGAGUCUCAUUCAGUGGGCCGUCUUCACUGCUGCAGCUGCAGCUGUAUUCGCUCUCAGUCUUGUUCCAUACACUGCCAUGGCUGGUAUGUCUGGCGGUAAAAUUUUACCCGAGGUAAGGAAGGCUUACGGUGCUGUGGAGAAGUAUCAGCUGGUCAGCGCGUACGGCAUUCAGCACAGAAUGGUCCCUCCUGCAGGACGGCCUGAAAUCGUCAUUGAAGGCAGUGCGGAUAAGAAGACAUGGACGGAACUGAACCUCAUGUACAAACCGGACAGUCUGAGUGAAGGUCCUCCGGUGGUGGGGCCUCACCAGCCUCGGCUAGACUGGCUGCUGUGGGAGGCUGCUGUGGGGGAGCACGACCAGAACCACUGGUUUACAGGCCUAAUGCAGCGUCUGCUGGAGGGCAAGCAGGACGUGGUGAGUCUGCUGCAGGUGGAUGAAGCUCAGUACCCCUUCAGCCAAACUCCACCAGCUUUCAUUAGAGCCAAAGUCUACCACUACCACUUCACCCGGACCACCGAGGAUGGGACCCAUCCGCAGGCCUGGUGGAAAAGGCAGUACGUGAGGGCGUUCUUUCCCACAGUGCACUUGGGUGACCCUACACUUGAUACACUGCUGAGUGAUGCUGGACUGAAGGGGAAAUUUCCAGUCCAGCCCAGUUCAGACACACCUGUAUCCCAGGCCCUGGGUCUCUUACGCGGUCAUGUGAGGGGCCUCUCUGGGCCCUUGGUGCUUUUAACUCUGUUCGCCACCGUGGUCUCCAUCCUCCUCCUAAAAGCCCUGUUCUCUCGGCCCCACCACCCCAAAGGCCCGAAGCCGAAAUCUGUGUCCGAGCACAAAAAUAAGAAACCCAGAGAGGCUCACGAAGGCUCUGAGAAAAGCCGUGCGCCUCCCAGUCGGGGAGGGAAGAAGGACAACUCCGAGGAGAGGAAGCAGGACUCAGACAAAAGCCCACGCAAGAGGAAGUGAGCUCAACUGCCCCAUUUUACCAUCGUCUUUCUCAGGAACAAAGGGCAGGAGGGCGGAUUCGUUUUGUGUAUUUGCUUCACUAAUGUUCAAUCCAGAGUUGCCGUCCAAUUCCAUGCAUUCAUUUAAAACACCUUCUGUCAUCAGCAAAGUAUUUUUUGGUCUACUCACCAGAGACUGCAGCAUUACAUCAUACGCUACGUGUCAGAACCACUACAUUCCUUCAUGAUGUUGAAACCUGCUCCCGAGUGAUUGGGUGUGCCAGGACGUUUGACUGAUGGUCACGUUUGGAAAAUGUUACACGUGAUGUUUAUUCAUAUUAUUAUUCUCUGUAAUGAUUCAGAGAUUAGAGGAUGACCUGCUAAGCCUAUUUAUCUGACCAGUCACAAGUAGCUGCAGGAACUGUUUGACAUCGGUUGUUUUUUGUAAUGGCACUUUUCCAUUUCUACUAAGAUCUUGUUUAACCAUUGUCCCUUAAAUGAAUGAUGUUGAGAUGUGCACUUUUGCCUCAUGGUGUAAACGGUUGACUAUUAUAAUACAUGUUAUUUCAUAA
Messenger RNA from Colossoma macropomum (tambaqui), 2807 nucleotides. It is a transcript of the gene lmf2b, whose product is annotated as lipase maturation factor 2b. Gene Ontology annotation, biological process: protein maturation. The record is from RefSeq and is a predicted model, not a curated record. Gene Ontology annotation, cellular component: endoplasmic reticulum membrane. The transcript is spliced from 14 exons. Lineage: Eukaryota; Metazoa; Chordata; Actinopteri; Characiformes; Serrasalmidae. Bases 131 to 2257 code for a protein of 708 amino acids.